AUGCAUUUUUCCUCUGACCGUAAGCGCUCUGUGUGUAUAUCGUUUCGUUGAAAAGUGUGUGUUUUUUUUGUACAAAACAUUCCAACAUUAAAAUUCGUCUACACAUCAUUACAUAAAAAAAAACAGAGACUUUUGUGCAUUUUUAUUUAUAUUUUGCGUCCCGUUAAAACGUUGACUAUUGUCGGGAGUCGAUACCAUCGAUGUAUAUUUAAAAUAGAGUCAUGGAUUGAAUGCGCUUGAAGGAUAGCAAAAAGAAAAAUUGGAACAUCUUCUGAUAUUCGUAAUGUAAAAUAUAAUACUGCAAUGCAUCGACGAUAAAUGCGAAAGACGAAUGUUGUCCUAGAUUCGUGUUUGUGCAGAAAACUUAAGAAACCAGUUUCGUUGCGUACGAACAAGUUAAACAAAAAAAAAUAUUCAGAAUCUCACAGCAAACAAACGAAAUUAAAUUUACAAAAAUUUGUGUUCGGAACGUGUGUGAUUGUGGUGUAUAAUUAAUUAACCGUAGAAAUAAUGAUGACACCGAGAUUCAAUUUAAUCGGGGUGUUCGCGAUAAGUCUAUUGUGUAUUUUGCUAAUAUUCGCCAGUCAACGAUUCGCAUCAAAUAGCUACUAUGCCACGGAAUACUACAAACCAGGUGAUAAACAGGGAUACAGGCUGUCAAAGUCGAAUAAGCAUUUAGCUACGCAUAACAGUAACAAAAAUUUUGAAUCGACAGUACCAACGUACAAUAUGACUGUGACCAUUGCUGACAUACUGAAUGCUCAACGGCAAAAAAUUGUCGAAGAAAUGGAAUUUUUCGAAUAUCCUCGGGAUAGUGAGAAUCUGGCAGCUCUAACACCCGAAACCAAUGGCAUACCAUUCCGGAGUGUCAUCAUCACCACUUGGCGAUCGGGCUCAACGUUCCUGGGCGAUAUUCUGAACGCAAUGCCGGGCAAUUAUUAUCACUACGAACCGUUGCUGGAUUUUGAUAUUAUCCAGGUUCGUGGCGCACCGCAUGCGAAACGGGCCAUUUAUAAUUUGAAGCAGUUGCUGAAAUGUAACUACACUGACAUGAAGGAUUAUUUAGACUUUGGCGCCGAACAUGACUACCUGUUCACGCACAACACUCGGUUGUGGAAGUAUUGCCGCUUGUAUCCGCAACACUGUUGGGAUCCUAAUUUCCUGACGCCAUUCUGUAAACUUUUUCCACUACAAAGCAUGAAAGUCGUACGACUUCGGUUGGCCCUAGCCGAACAGUUGCUCAACGAUCCGCAUUUGAAUGUGCGCAUCGUGCUGUUGAUACGUGAUCCGCGCGGUACUAUGCAAUCACGUAAGCAUCGGGACUGGUGCCCGGGCAAUUCCGAUUGCGAUCAAGCUCACAUUUUAUGCAAAGACAUGGUAUCCGAUUACUAUGCGGCCGAAAUUCUGUCGAAAAAGUAUCCGCAAAAUUUCAAAGCCGUUCGGUACGAGGAUCUGUCACUGGAUCCGUUCAAAAUGACCGAAGAAAUAUUGAAUUUUUACGGACUGCCGCUGGAUCCGAUGGUGGAGGAAUUUUUGGACACGCACACCCGGAACAACAUCGGUGGCGUGUCGUCGACGUUCCGUGACUCGAAAUCGGCACCGUUCCAUUGGAUGCGCGAUUUGACGUUUGAGGAAAUCGAAACGAUUCAGAAUAGUUGUACGAAAGCAAUGGAACUGUGGCGGUAUAAGAAAAUGGAUGACCAGCAAUUGUACGAGGAUAAGUUAUUCAAUCCAAUUUUAUCGUUUCCGUUUUCGUGAAGCCUUGAUGUGCUGAUAGUUGGUAAGGAAACGGUGAUUUAAUUUAUUUAAAUGAAAAUUCAAUAAUGUUACUAGUGCCUAAAUUAGAGCAGAUCAUGACAUAUAAGGCUUCUUAGCGAAACAAAAACAAAACAACAAGCAAAGAAACAAAAGACAAAAUGCAAUUGAAUGUAUUAGUUUAUGAGCCAGUCACGAUUAUUCUCAUAAGUUUUAUAUUAUCGAAUUUGCAUAUUAGACAUACAAAAAGAAAGAAAAAAAAAGAUGAGAGAGAUAGAUAGAGGGAGAGAAAAGAAGGAGAAGAAAAACAAAACAAAAAAAUUAUUAUUUCUUUUGUCUAUAAUUUUAUCUUUUUUUAAGUUUAUACUAAAAAAUGCUGUGAUUUUUUAUGUUCUCUACUUUAAUAAUACUUUUCGUUUUCCGUUUUUAUUUUUUGUAAUUUUUAUUUUUCAAUUGGGUUGCAUUAUACUGUGCGUCCGCAAAUUUAUUCUCUUCUUAGUAAAAUUUAUUAGUUUCUCUCAGCAAUAUGCUGACCAUUUCAUCACAAUUUUAUUUGAAAGUUUUUGCUUUCAGUCGACAGACUUAUAAGUGGAUACGGUCAUCAAACGUAUUUUUCAAGGUCAUCGGACACACUGGAGGGAGAUACUUCCUCUAGUGUUAGUGAUGUAAAUUCAGUGUAUUCCCUAAGGCAAAGUGCUACGACUACGACUACAGAUAUUUUCUUCCACAAAAUGUACGUUAAAGCCACAACUUUCUUGAGAUCCUUUACUAAUGUCCUAAAGAUAAGACUUUACCGAAAAUACCGAUGUAACAUGUCAGAUGUAGGAUUGACUUAUGAGACUCAAAUUCUUCGUACUAUGAAUAUGUGCAGUGUAGUUAAAAGUCGCCGGACAUGCAAACAAUAGAUCAAACAAAAGAACAAUAGAAAUGUAUAUUGUUCCUUUGUUGUUAUAUCUAUUGUUAUCUUGUUCGGUAACUUUUCGACGUACAUUUAUCGCUACCUAUAGCGACACGAAGGAAUCAUAAUUCUAAUUUUUCUUUUCCUUUUCUGGCAAGUGCGACAAUAUAACAAAAGAAAUAUUUGAAUUAGGUCUCUUUCGCAUUGCUACAGUAAGUCGUACAAUUUUUCGUCAUAUCGGCGAAUGAGUCGCAAAUUAUACGAGUAUUGUGAUGAAAAUAUACAAAUGUACGCUUUACAUUCUUCGCACGAGACAUAAAAUUUGAGUUUCAAACGUAAACCUCAAUCGUACCUAAACUUUUAUACGUUGGCAUCAGUAUUUUUAGUUCUUUCCGUGUACCAACUCACACCAAUUCAUCGACCUCAGAUUGCAAUAUGCCUUUUAAAAUACGUCUCAUAGCAAAACAAUUAUGUCGAUUGAAAUCUUUGAAGACACAUCAAAAAUACCUUUAAAGUGUGACCUUUUUUAGUGUAUCAUUUUCCACUUUUAAGAUUCGCCAAUCGAAGGAAAUGAUUAAAACUACGCACUGAAAACACUUCCUCUAGCUACACAUAGCAACGCAAAAGAGAUCUAUUUCAAAUUUUUCUUUUGUUCUCGUGUCAAGUGUGACAGUAUAACAAAAGAAAAAAAUUAAAUAAGGUGUCUUUGGCGUUGCUAUAUGUUUGCCUGAAAUAAGUCCGCUAUUACUGUGACAAUUUAAUAGACUUGCUGAUCAAAUAUUUGCUGGAAAAAGAAAAAGUUUGCUAGCUAGAAGCGUACAUGCCUGUCAGUUACAUUUCGAUACGGCUGAAAUAUCUUGUCAUCAAAAACUAAUUUUCUAUUUCUUCUAACAAUCAAGUCGGAACUCUAAUUAAUUUAAUUAUUUUUUUCCUCUACGUGUUCGUUACGACAGUGUUACGACGACAUAUACGCUCUCAUGGGCCGCAUUAAUAUCUGAAACAAAAUUAGAUUAUUUUCCCUAAUUAAAGUUAACCAGAGAGUUGUAUGCGUCAACGUGGAACGUGAAAAAACUAAUCCGCAGUUCCGAUGAUGUCGUUAGAAAAUUAGUUUUUAACUUUCUUUUAGAUCAUCUUUUUGUUGUUCAAGGUAGAGUUUCAUGUCUACAUUGAAAAUCUGGUUGUUUUUAAUGUCAAAUGGUAAAAUUCUUGUUAUUAUCAACAGCUUCGCGACGACAAUUAUCAACUCUUUCGGAUGAUAGAAUAAAACUUGAAUAUUUCGCUUGAUAAAAACGAAGUGUUGUUGUUGUUAUUUUAAUGUCGCGAUGGUCGCGGUGAUGAUUGUCUAAUGGUAUAUGAUUUCAGUUGUUGCUUUUUUUUCGUAAAUUUUAUUUGAUUGAUGACGUUAUAUAUUUGAAUUGAACAAACAAUCGUAUAAAUAUUGACGAGAGUGUAUUUUAUCGUUGAACGACCUUACAGCACAUUACCGUGGCAAAUCAUCAAGGUAAAACUGAGCUUUGAUCGAAAAACUAUUUUGGUUUUUUGUUUUCGUUCCGUUAGAAUCCAUGGCGAACAUUUGUACAAUUUAUGACGAACAGAACAUUCUCGAAAUAAAGACCUUUCCUAACACGGAAAGAAAUCCUAACAAAACUAUGACUUAAGCGCUUAAUCAUUAGAUUCUGCAGAGUGUUUUGCAAUACAGAGGCCGUUAUAAAGCACAAUGUGAAGUGAGGUCAACUUUGAGUAUAAGUCUUGUAACACGUUCACUAGCUUAUUUCAAGGGUACUGUCACCUUUUAAAUUUCACUCAAGCAAACUUAAAAAAAAACAGUUUAGUUACGCACCAGAAAAUAUUGUUAAGAAAUUAUGCUCAUUUUGUCACAACAUUCUUUGUAAAAAAAACUCAGUGAAAAAAGACCCAAUCAGAAUCUUAAUGUGUCAUCAAUUAGGGAUAUCUUUUCUUUAGCAAAACAAAAACUCAAAGUUAAACAUGACGUAGCGUAAGGGCACCGAUUACGAACCCUCUCGCGUUACGAGCGCUGAAAGAGAAAAACGAAUGGUACAACUCUGCGUGUGAGAGAGACAAAAAAGGCACUCGUAACUGGUGCCAUUAACCAUGGUUAAAAAUACAAUUCUCUACAAACAGCGAAGAUUUCAAUCGGAGAGAUUAAAAAUGCUGUAAAAUUCGUUCUUUGUGCAUUGUGCCGUAAUAUUGAAUCUUUUAGCAAAAUGAAAAAAAUAUACUCCAGCUGCGAAACGGUCGUAGCUAUGCAGAUACAUGGGGUGUCAGUGUUACCGCUGAAGUGGGUUUAUUUUUGCUUCUAUAUUCUACAAUGGUUCGUUUAUUGCCAUUGUCUGGAAUUAUGUAGACAAUUAGGCUGGAGACUACGGGAUUUAUUGAGGAUUUUAAAGCUAAUAAAUUU
Messenger RNA from Bradysia coprophila, 5072 nucleotides. Its product is annotated as carbohydrate sulfotransferase 4-like. Lineage: Eukaryota; Metazoa; Arthropoda; Insecta; Diptera; Sciaridae. The record is from RefSeq and is a predicted model, not a curated record. Gene Ontology annotation, biological process: sulfur compound metabolic process; N-acetylglucosamine metabolic process. Gene Ontology annotation, molecular function: N-acetylglucosamine 6-O-sulfotransferase activity.